This is a messenger RNA of Sardina pilchardus (European sardine), 567 nucleotides long. It is a transcript of the gene arl3l1, whose product is annotated as ADP ribosylation factor like GTPase 3, like 1. Gene Ontology annotation, cellular component: microtubule cytoskeleton; cytoplasm. Gene Ontology annotation, molecular function: GTPase activity; GTP binding. The transcript has 6 exons. Lineage: Eukaryota; Metazoa; Chordata; Actinopteri; Clupeiformes; Clupeidae. The record is from RefSeq and is a predicted model, not a curated record. Bases 1 to 567 code for a protein of 188 amino acids. Gene Ontology annotation, biological process: cilium assembly.
AUGGGAGAGAAUCAGAAGGGUUUGUUCUCAGUCAUUGAGAAACUGAAGGGCACCACAGAAUUGGAAUUCCGGAUAGUUCUUCUUGGCCUGGAUAACGGUGGCAAAACAACCUUACUGAAACAACUGGCCUCAGAAGAUGUCAACACCAUCACACCAACUCAGGGCUUCAACAUUAAAAGUGUGACAUCCCAUGGCAUGAAGCUCAAUGUCUGGGACAUUGGAGGACAACGAAAGAUCCGCACAUUCUGGAAAAAGUACUUGGAAAACACAGACCUGCUGAUUUACGUCAUUGACAGCGCAGACAAGAAGAGGUUUGAAGAGACAGGGGUGGAGCUCGCUGAGUUGAUCGAGGAGGACAACCUGAAGGGUGUGCCCAUACUCAUUUUUGCCAACAAGCAGGACCUGGCUACGGCCUCACCCGCCAGCGAGAUAGCAGAGGGACUCAACCUGCACACGUACCGCGACCGCGAGUGGCAGAUCCAGGCCUGUUCCGCAGUGUCUGGAGAGGGCGUACAGGAUGGCAUGAACUGGAUCAGCAACAACAUCGCAAAUAAGAAGAAGAAUUGA